Lathyrus oleraceus (garden pea) is the source of this 1247-nucleotide messenger RNA. RefSeq names its product protein FAR1-RELATED SEQUENCE 3. The transcript is spliced from 6 exons. The record is from RefSeq and is a predicted model, not a curated record. Lineage: Eukaryota; Viridiplantae; Streptophyta; Magnoliopsida; Fabales; Fabaceae. The coding region runs from base 173 to 997 and encodes 274 amino acids.
ACUAUGUGGUCAAUUGGCAAUGGAAGAAUGAUAUAUGCGCUCUUAUAUAUCAAAUAAUUUAACUCUUCAAUUUUUUAAAUAAGAACAUAAACCUCCCUAUUACCCCCACCGGAGAAACCCUCGCCGUCGCUGAGAAAAAGAAGCAACGUUACAUAACCACCGUCAACCGAAAAUGGAGGACAUCGGUGGAAUGAAGCAGGAACUGCAACUUCAUCUCCAUAAACUGCGCCACAUGAAAUCAGAAGAAACUCUAAACCACAUACUCUCCACUCUCUGGAACACAAGGAAAACCGGUCUUCCCCCUCCCGAUAAAUCGAAUUUCCAAUCCCUUCUCAAACUCUCUUCACAUUCUCAACUCGAUCCUGUGUUGGCGUGUCUUCGGUGGCUUAUCAGGAAAUUUGUUUAUCAAAACUGGAGCGACGAUGAGCUUCUCGAAUUGCUUCCGGCCGAUCUCCCGUUGCAGUUGCAAACCAUUCUUUUACUCACCUUCCAGAAAAAUCGAGAUCGCUGGAAGCAAGAUAUAUCUUCACAGCAAGUCAGAACACAUGUCCCUCCAUCUUUUUCCUCUGCACCUUCUUCCUCGAUGUCAAUAUCUACGUGGCCACGGCAAGACCAUGAUUCUCUUUCCCAGCUAAUCUGCGGUGAUUUGGGACUAUCAACACCACUUGUUGCUGAUGUUAAUGAGUCGGGGCUGCCUGCUUGCUUCCAAUGUGAUAUCACUUCUUCUGAGAAUUUGGUACUUGAGGAAAACCUUCCUUUUCUCAAAUCAAUGACUUGGACCAUGGAGAAUGGUGGCGCAUCCCCCGCAGAUAGAGUGGCUAUUAUCAGCCUUAAGCUGCAGGAUUAUAGUAAGUCUCCGUUAGGUGAAAAAGAGCUCAAGUUUCAGCUCACAAAGGAUACACUUGAGGCGAUGCUGAGAUCCAUGACAUACAUCAGCGAACGGCUAAGUGCUGUUGGGACUAAAUCCAGGCCAGCAAACAAGAAACAAAAGAAGUAACUUGUUUUCUGGUAAUGGCUCAUAAGUUUGGAAUACUUAGAAAUAUUAAGACAGUUCUCAUACUUUUAAUCGCGAAAAUUGAAAAAUAGAGCUAGUAAAAUAAAAAGAACAUAGCUCUGACAUAUUUUGUAAUUUUAGUUUUUUUUAUGGAUGACACUGAAGUAAAGUUCCAGCUUGUUGUGAACAGUUUAUCUAUCUUAAGAUUUGUACAAGUGAAGAUGUGUAUACAACACAAUGCUUUCUCUUUCAA